UGGUCCCCUGUGAGGACGGUUGAAAGGACCAAAGGGCCAGGCCUAGCCUCUACCACCUCUACACCUGCUUCUGGGCCUCUGAUCUUGUCCUGAGUCCCCUGGGCAUGAUGACCUUGCAGGUGCUGCCUGGGGCCAUAUGCCACCGCCUUGCCUGGAUGUUUGAUCCACAGUGGGAAAAGGCAGCUGCCUCCAGCAGGUCGGGUGUGAAUGGACCAGGCCUGGGAUGGAACCUGUGGGCCUCGGCCCAGCACGGCCAGUGUCCAAGUGCGGGAGCUGAGCUGGCAGGGCCUACACAACCCCUGCCCACAGAGCAAGGACCAGGGCAGCUAUGGGGGCAGUCACUGCGAGCCGCUGGUGGAGUACCUGUCACCUGCCCGGCUGCAGGCCCUGGCCCAGGUAGAUGACCUCCGACUGGUGAGCAUGCUGGAGAUGUGUGUGAAUACCCGUGACAACAGCCUGGGGACCUUUGGGGUGCACCUACCCAACCUACGGCACCUGAAGCUGAAUGGCAGCUGCCUGGGCUCCGUGCGAGACCUGGGCACCUCCCUGGGCCACUUGCAGGUGCUGUGGCUGGCUCGCUGUGGCCUGACUGACCUGGAUGGCAUUGGCUCAUUCCCAGCCCUGAAGGAACUCUACGUCUCCUACAAUGACAUCUCAGAUCUGAGCCCGCUGUGCCUGCUGGAGCAGCUUGAGGUGCUGGACCUGGAGGGCAACAGCGUGGAGGGUCUGGGGCAGCUGCGCUACCUGCAGCUGUGCCCAAGGCUGGCCACGCUUACCCUGCAGGGCAACCUGGUGUGCCUGCAACCCAGCCCCUGCAACAAGGCACCCUAGGGCUACCACUACUGAGCAGAGGUGAGGUAGCUCGUCCCCCAGCUGCGGGUCCUGGAUGAGAUGCCCAUACACACAGACCUGCCAGCCUCCCGGAAGCUGGACCGGGACUGGCUCAUGGUGAAGGAGGCCAUCAAGGAAGGCAGUGUCCUGGACAGCCUGCUCCCCAGGUUGGAUCGUCCCCAUGAAGCACCCAUUUGGGGACUCAGCCCUGAGCUGUCCCUGCCUGAGACCCAACCCCAGGCCCCGAGGCCCUGGCCCCUAUCCCUGCUGGUCCCUGGGGACCCUCUGCCUGAAGGUCUGCUUCCCAAGGACACAGCCCCAGAGGACGACACCAGCAACCUCACCCAUGGUGCCGGCCCGGUCCUCUGCGGGAACCCCACCAAGGGCUUGCGGGAGCGCCGGCACAAGUCCCAGGCCUGGGCACCCCCGGAGCAGCUGCCCCCAAAUAGGCUGGAAGACAAGGUUGCCACCCUGGGGUCUGACCCUGCAGACAGCCAUGACCUCCUGGCCUUGGCUGGGCUUCAGGCCUGGAGGGAGCAGCGCCUGAGUAGGUGUCUGGAGUCCCAGCAGGAAGGGAUGGCAGCCCCCCGGGGCUCACAGAGGGGCCCAGAAGAGCAAGAGGGCAAGGCUGUGCCCAACAUCCCCCAGAUCCCCCUGAGCCUGGUUUCAGAGCCUUCCAGGACCUCGGGCUAUGUGCUGCUCCCUCCUCCCCACAAGCUCCCCAGGCCACCUGAGUCAGACAGUGGCUCCUGGUGGUCCACAGACCUUCAGUUCCGGGGGCGACGGCUCAGAGCCCUGGGCAGCUUGAAGCCUGGCCUGGGUCAGGGGCUGGCUGCAGUGACUGCUCUCAAAGCCCUGGCGGCGGCUGCAGGUCCCAGCCCUCAAGCCCAGGGAUGUCCAGGCCUAAUGCCAGCCCCAGGUCCAGUAGUGAGACCCCCAGGCCUCCAGGGCAGGCCACACCUGAGCCCCAUCACCCCAGCCCAGUUCCACCCCUAGUGUAAGCCCCCACCCACUGUUGAGCUGGCCUGAACUGUGGCCACAGGACCCCAGUGUGGUCAUGGGAGCCCCAUGUGAAUUCUGGCCCCAGAUACAGGAGAACUGGCAGGGUGUGUUUGGGGGCGGGAAGUGGGCCCGACACAGAAAAGGGACUAGAGUAGUGGGGGUUGGCACUUCCCGAGCUCAGGACAGGAUGGCCCAGGUCCCUCCCUUUGGUCCAGGUGCCUGCUCCCUCCUGUGGCCUGACCUUCCCAGCAGUAGACAGAAGGGCCUGCUGUCAAGAGCUGCAGAUGUUCCCAGGCCAAAGUGGCCAGAACUGGCCCGUUCACUCCCCGGCAGGCCCUUGCUGCCCCAGAACACAGCCACCAGGCCUCCCACCCCUGGUGGGCUUGAGGGGUUCCCCUGAGGGGGUGGGGCGGCCAGUCCCCCUUCUUGGGGCAGGAUUUUGGGACCCAAGUGAAUGAUUUUCAGCUCUCACGUGUACAGAAAUGCGGUUUACUUGGUAGGAAACGUUGGUUCAAUAAAACACGCAUCUGGCA
Messenger RNA from Manis javanica (Malayan pangolin), 2366 nucleotides. It is a transcript of the gene LRRC56, whose product is annotated as leucine rich repeat containing 56. Gene Ontology annotation, molecular function: protein binding. Lineage: Eukaryota; Metazoa; Chordata; Mammalia; Pholidota; Manidae. The record is from RefSeq and is a predicted model, not a curated record.